GGCACCGCGAUCCCAUUCGACGGCAGCCAAUUUGCAACCGAAAACGUUCCCUUUAUUACAUAAUAUUUUCGCGGAAUAACCGGCGAAAAGCCUGUAAAACCGUCGAAACCGUCGUCGCGGGUCGAAAGGCGCGGAUCGCGCGGCGCGAAAUCGAUUUCCGGUGAGUUUCCAGGAGCGGCAGAAUGGCGUUGAGAUCGAUUUGCCGGCUGUCAAUUGAUUCGACCUUCAGGCACUCGAGCCAUUUCGGAGCCACCGCCCGGCCGAGACGACCGUUCCACGACACGCUCCUACGAAGUAUCGCCGCAGCAGCUAAGAAAAUGGCACUGCCACGCGUUUUCUUCGACAUGACCGCGGACGACAAGCCCGUGGGCCGCAUCGUGAUGGAGUUGAGGAAGGAUGUUGUCCCCAAAACGGCGGAGAACUUCCGCGCGCUCUGUACCGGAGAGAAGGGUUUCGGUUACAAGGGCAGCAGUUUCCACAGGGUGAUCCCGAACUUCAUGUGCCAGGGUGGUGAUUUCACCAACCACAACGGCACCGGUGGAAAGUCCAUUUAUGGCGCCAGGUUCGAGGACGAGAACUUUAAGUUGACCCACACCGAACCUGGCAUAUUAUCGAUGGCAAAUGCCGGCCCCAACACCAACGGCAGCCAGUUCUUUAUCACCAGUGCCAAGACCAGCUGGCUCGACGGAAAGCACGUCGUGUUCGGAAAAGUCACCGAAGGAAUGGAUGUUGUUAGAAAAUUGGAGGCCAUGGGCUCUCAAAGUGGCAAGACAUCCAAAAAAAUCAUAAUAGCGGAUAGCGGAGAGUUGUAGAUCAACUAGAUACUGUAAUGACUGCAUUUUUAUUUAGCUGUUGCAUACCUAUUUGCUGUCUUUAUUGCCCCACUUCAUCCAUUCCUAUCGACCAAGGUUCUCUUCAUCGACGCCAAUAAUUUGUUAUCGAGCACGGAAAUUCGAACCUGUCCGAUUUUGUAGAAACAAAAGAAUCUACCUGCAUUGUAAUAAUCUUUCCUAUCUUAUUUCAAGUGAAUUUACUUCCUUCUUCACCAGAAAGUAGAAACUCGUUUGCAGUGUGACUUUUUAUGAAGGAUUUGCGAAUUCCGAAGUCUCCUUUGCUUCGUUCCACGAUUAAUACACUUGUGUGUGUUUUUAUAAGAAAUCAGUCUUGGACUUUUGUGCGAAAUCCAUAUUCUUCCACGAAUACACUCGCUUAGUAUCGCUAAGUGAUAAUAGCGGAAAGACACAUGCAAUGAGCUCAAAUUUUUCAGUAUCAUUCUACAUAUAUAUAUAUAUAUUUUAGUGAGUGGUCAAGAAUACAAAUAUCUUCAAUAUUAGGAUAGGUAUUUCAGAAUUUAAAAAUCAGUGAUUGAUGUAUUGAUUCCAGUGUGUUAACUGAUGCAUUUCUCUCUUUAAACGUUAUACAUAAAUAUAUAUAUAUAUAAAUAUUCUUUAAUUUUUACACGCAUAUGAUUCGUAUAUGUGUAUAUCACGAUUACAGAAUCCUCAUUGUAUGUUUUUUAUAAAUAUUUACUAUUCCUCUUUUCUCUGCCGAAAAAAAAAAGCAAAGACAUCCCGUUUGCCUAUCGUAAUGCGGGCAAUGCCUGAAAGCGAUACCAUCUUACUGUAAUACAACACCAAGUUGAAAAAUGUAGUUGCAACAGUCUUGAACAGUUUCGAUUUCUUAAAAAUAAAAUUGUUUUCAGAAAGAAAAA
Messenger RNA from Wasmannia auropunctata (little fire ant), 1711 nucleotides. Its product is annotated as peptidyl-prolyl cis-trans isomerase-like. Bases 183 to 812 code for a protein of 209 amino acids. Gene Ontology annotation, cellular component: intracellular membrane-bounded organelle. Gene Ontology annotation, biological process: protein peptidyl-prolyl isomerization; protein folding. Lineage: Eukaryota; Metazoa; Arthropoda; Insecta; Hymenoptera; Formicidae. The transcript has 3 exons. The record is from RefSeq and is a predicted model, not a curated record. Gene Ontology annotation, molecular function: peptidyl-prolyl cis-trans isomerase activity.